Molecule: messenger RNA, 1223 nt
Organism: Medicago truncatula (barrel medic)
Lineage: Eukaryota; Viridiplantae; Streptophyta; Magnoliopsida; Fabales; Fabaceae
Product: protein BPS1, chloroplastic
Exons: 2
Coding region: 115-1077 (320 amino acids)
Source: RefSeq, a predicted model, not a curated record
CACUUGUUUAAUUAUUGCAUCUUUUUUCCCGUAAUCUUCCAAUUAUAUAAAUCUAUCAAUCUCCAUCAACUUUACUUCAACUCCACUCUCUUUUCCCUACCUUUCAAUUCCAUCAUGUCUUCUAAUUCAUGCACAAACUCUUCUUCAAUCAAUGGAUUCUAUACCUUCCUUACUCAAGGACUAAAUGUUCUUCACCAAUCCUUGAUCCUCUCACAUAACUUCAUGUCUAUCCAAUUCAUUUCUGAGGUGCUUUCAUCUCUACAAUCCUUUCAUUCUCAGUUAACACUUUUGGUACAAAACCUUUGUUUACCAAUUGGAGGGAAAUGGUUGGAUGAAUACAUGGAUGAAAGCUCAAGGCUUUGGGAUAUUUGUCAUGUACUUAAAUCUUCCAUUUCUGGAAUUGAGAACUAUUCUUCAGCUGGCUCUAAUAUUGCUACCUCGUUGGAUGUAUUCCAUCAUUUGACUCCAGAGGUUUCACAUCAGGUUAUUAGAGCAAUGAACAUUUGUCAAAGGGAGAUUAUAGGAAUGGAAGAAGAAAAUAAAAGCAUGAUGGAAACAAGAAUUCAAGCAUUGUCUCAAAGUCUAAACCAGAACAUGUCUUUGGAAUCAAAUUUAAACGAAUACAACAGCUUUCGAGGUGUUCUUUACGCGAUGAGAAGAGUUAGUUCAUUACUACUAAUGAUUUUGUUAAGUGGUGUUGCAUAUUGUUGGUCGUCAUCAUGUUUUGAUCAUCAAGGUUAUGAGGGGAACUUGGUUUUUGGUUCAAGUUUUAUGGUUUCAAUGGCAAGAUUGCAGCAUAAAGUUGGAAAGGAGAUAGAUAGGAUUAAUGUGCAGCCAGGGGUUUUGCUCUUUGAAUUUCAACAAGCAAAGGUUGCUAUGGAGGAAUUGAAGGUGGAGUUGGAGAGAAUAGUAGUUUAUGACGCAGAGUUUGAGAUUCAAGCAAAAGUUGAUAAGUUAAAAAGUUGCUUUGGAUUGUUGAAAUGUGGUGUUGAGAAUCUAAUAGGGAAAGUUGAUGAUUUCUUUGAUGAAAUUGUUGAAGGAAGGAAGAAGCUUUUGGACAUGUGCAGUCAUAAGUAGUGUUGUUAUAAUUCGUUGUGAAAACCACAUCAAUAACAAACUUGAUGUGUGGAGCAAGUGAUAAUCAAGCAACCAAAACAAAGUGUAUGGAACAAUUAUAAACAAAAGCCAAAAGUAGAAAACAACGAGAGAAAGAAAAAAAGACA